Molecule: messenger RNA, 1825 nt
Organism: Strongylocentrotus purpuratus (purple sea urchin)
Lineage: Eukaryota; Metazoa; Echinodermata; Echinoidea; Camarodonta; Strongylocentrotidae
Product: ankyrin repeat domain-containing protein 50-like
Exons: 2
Coding region: 47-1825 (592 amino acids)
Cellular component (GO): cytoplasm
Molecular function (GO): protein binding
Source: RefSeq, a predicted model, not a curated record
UAAUAUCAUAGAGAGAAAAACGUUGUGGGUGUGAAUUACGUUAAACAUGGCGCUCUUUUCAGCAGCAGCAAAAGGAGACUUCCUGAAGAUACAAUCAUUAAUCGACUCGGAAGACAAGUCAGAGGAUUCGGGAGGAGUUGAUGUAAACUGCACGAAUGCAUCUGGCAAAACACCCCUUCACAUUGCUUCGGAAAACGGACAUUUGCAAACGGUUAAAUGCCUCACCCACCAUGGAGCAAAAGUGAAUGUGAUCGAUGCUAACCUACAAACAUCGGUUCAUUUAUGCUCGAAGAAAGGCCAUCUUCAUGUGGUACAGAUGUUAGUGAACGAAGGGGCAGAUAUUGAAAUUGGUGACAAAGAUGGGUUUACAGCUCUUCACGUAGCAUCAUUCAAUGGUCAUUUUGAUGUUGUCAAAUACCUUGUUACUAAAGGGGCAGAGCUGGAGAGACUUGGUAAUGAUUACUGGACACCUCUACACCUUGCUUUAGACAGUGGCCAUCUUGAUAUUGCAGAUUACCUUUUGACAGAAGGAGCCAACAUUAACACAUGUGGUAAAGAUGGAUAUUCAGCUCUACAUACUGCAUCACAAACUGGUGAUAUUGAUGUAGUGAAAUAUCUAACCAGUCAAGGAGCAGAACUGGAUAGGAGCACUGACGAUGGUUGGACCGCACUUACUUUGGCUUCAUUUGGCGGACGCCUUGACAUUGUCAAAUACCUUGUUAGUAAAGGGUCUCAACUUGACAAAUGUGACAAAACCGACAGGACCCCCUUGUAUUGUGCUUCUCAAGAAGGCCAUUUUAAAGUCGUCCAGUAUAUCGUGAACAAAGGGGCAGGCAUUGAAAUUGGCGAUAAAGAUGGGUUUACGGCUCUUCACAUUGCAUCCUUCAAGGGUCAUCUUGAUAUUGUCAAAUACCUUGUUAGGAAAGGGGCACAGCUUAACAAAUGUAACAAAAACGACAGGACACCCUUGUCUUGUGCUUCCCAAAAAGGCCAUCUUGAAGUCGUCGAGUUUCUUGUGAACGAAGGAGCAUGCAUUGAAAUUGGUAAUAAAGAUGGGGUUACAGCUCUCCACAAAGCAUCAUUCAAUGGUCAUCUUGAUAUUGUCAAAUACCUUGUUAGUAAAGGUGCAGACCCGGGGAAACUUGCUAAUGAAGAGGACCACUAUGACUACCUUCGCAGUACGUUCGGUAGUAAGGCUCUCCCUAGCUUAAUGCCCCGCCCAUACUCCCCAACAUACGAUCCAUAUCUUACCAGUAAACAAGACAGCUCUAGCUCCUCGAGGAAGAGUAUCACAGAAGAGACAAAGAUUAUAAGUCUGGACGAGUACAGCAUCAAGGUUCCAAUUUCACCAGACGAUGUGGACAGAGCCAAAUAUAUCACAGCAGAAGCAUUGACAACCAUUCCACCUGACUUAAAGCUGGACAAAGACGAAGUUAUCAUCUCAGUUGGGCUCAAGCUAUCCCCUCCUGGUCUUCAGUUUAAAACUCCGGUGGAAGUCACGGUCUCGCAUAGCGCUAUUUUCACCAACCCAGACAAGGCAGAAAUUGUGCUAUACACCCGAAGGACUGGGUCUGAUGAAUUUUCAAGGAUAGUUCCUGCUUCUGACAAAGCUGCUCGGUGUGUAGUCGCAAAGAAUCACCUUACUCUGUACUUGGACCAUUUCUCGGAAUGGUGGAUUAUUUCCUUAAUCAGGAGAUACUUCAUCGGUAAACGGCUCAUCUGUACGCCUUACGUUCCCCUGUCAACAUACAGAGAUGUGUUAAACCGCAUCUAUCUCGUCAUUAAAGACGACUUCUGCGGCAUGAAAGAGGUAUAUUUAUCAUAA